AUGGGCAUUCCGAUGUCCAAGCUCAAUGAAAGCAAUAUGCGAUUCCGUGGUGUCAUCCCUGGGAAGAAAGUCGAUUCACUCGGCCAGAUCACUCUUGACGUGGUUUUCGGUGAUUCGAGGAAUGACCGCAAAGAAAAGUUGACAUUUGAAGUUGUGGAUUUUCACAGUGCUUAUCAUGCCAUUCUGGGCAAACCUGCAUAUGCCCAUUUCAUGGCUCGAUCGUGUUACAUGUACCUCAAGCUGAAGAUGCAUGGUCCCAAGGGCGUGAUCACAAUCACUAGUAAUCGGCAGAGAGCGGAAGAGUGCCUCCAGAAGGGCUCAAAGAUUGUUGAUGAAUAG
This is a messenger RNA of Aegilops tauschii subsp. strangulata, 339 nucleotides long. RefSeq lists its product as uncharacterized. The record is from RefSeq and is a predicted model, not a curated record. NCBI's taxonomy places the organism in Eukaryota, Viridiplantae, Streptophyta, Magnoliopsida, Poales, Poaceae.